CGGUAGUCUAGCUAGCUAGUCGCUCAGAUACUACCGUACGGCUGUAGCCAGCAAACGAAACGUUACGAAACAUUCCUGCCUUUGUAGUACCCGGUAUCAAUGACGUCAUCCUCACUCGAAGAUCUUGCCAAUGUUGCUGUCCGAUGCCACCAGACCACCCCACCCCACACCAACACUCAACCUCGAUGAUGUCUUCAUGCAUGAUGCAUAAUACCGCUAUCAUCAGCCAAGUUCGACGAAGCUCAUACAAGCCAGUACCGUAGGCAACACACUACCGGUACGGGUGGAUAAUCAAAUCCAUUUUAGUUAAAGCACCGUAGCAGCAACAGCCUGAGCAACAACAGCCUGACAUACCGUAUGAUACUCCUGACAGUCCCGACCUUUUUGUUCUGUCUGCUCUGCCAGACAGAAGCAUUUCACGUGUACCCUACAGCACCAAGAAGGCUUGGUAUCUCCAGUUCCCAAAAUAGAAUUCACGGCUUGGCCAACUCAGAAGAAGGGCAUGUUGACAGCAUUGUUAGUGCGGAGGAUACCGGCAGUGAUGUUCGCAACAGUGCUCUCCUGAAUCGAAGGACCCUCCUCGGGACCGCGUUGGGUAGCUUGGGUGCCCUGUUGUCGGCUACCCCUUCGGCCGAUGCUGCCAUGACGGAAGAGACCAAUACAUUUGCAGACACUUGGUGGAAUCCGAAUACCAGCAGCACCAAAUCCAGCUCUACUACUGGCCAAUCCUCCACCAACAACAAUACCCCAUCGGAUGAAAUUGCCGUAUCCAUAUCCCGACAAGAUGCACAGCGUGGAUUGGGCAUUGAAUUGGCAGAGAUUGAAUUUCGAACCAACCUUCGAGUCUACGUCAAAACCGUCCUACCAGGUUCCUUGGCCGAGAAAUUGGGCAUUCAAAAGGAUUGGAUUGUGGUCUCUGUCAACGGACAAUCGGCCGAACGGACCAAUGCAGAAGGCGUUACGUUGAUGGUUUCCAGAGCCAUCCGGUCCGGAUCCGAAGAAACGAUUCAGUUGCAAUUCCGAGACAAUAACUAUUUCAAAGACAAACUAUCCGCUGGAUUGACACCCAAUCAACCCGUUACGACGCAAGUGGCACCGGCGGGAGAUACCACUCAACGAAAUCGCGAUGGAUCUGUACGGACCGGCACUGUCACGUCCCAAACCGAUCAACGAGUCACUGUGGAGCAGCUGAUUCCUCCCAAAAUGUGUACCCGGGGAGCUCAGACCGACGAUCUCUUGGAAAUCUCGUACCUCGGAACCGUCGUCGAGACGGGAGAUAUCUUUGAUGGAUCCGCGGUCAAGAUCAAUGGCAAGGCAAUCCCUGGCCGCGGAGACGACGUUAGUCUCUAUUUUGUGCUAGGGAAACAACCCUUUGGACAGUUCCCGCCUGGAUGGGAUGUCGGACUAACUGGUCAAUGUGUCGGAGAACGACGGCGAGUCAUCAUUCCUCCCGUGUUGGCGUACGGGAGUGCUGGAUUGCCAAGGAGAGGGAUCCCACCCGAUGCCACACUGCAAUACGAUAUCACUUUGGUUUCUCUAAAUGGUCUCUCUACUCCGCAAUGAUAAUGUCCUUAAGGAACAAGAUUCUGAAUGAAGUUUCCUUGUAGUAUCCAUUAGACCAACUUGUUUGGACCUCCUUA
Seminavis robusta is the source of this 1640-nucleotide messenger RNA. Lineage: Eukaryota; Bacillariophyta; Bacillariophyceae; Naviculales; Naviculaceae. The record is from the annotation of a GenBank genome assembly.